AUGCUUAUCGAGGUCAAUAAUCGUAUUCUGAGCGUAGUGGGAGUUGUUGCUGUUUCUGCGACAGGAAUAGGAGUUUGGCUAUAUGUGCGAUACUCCAGACAAAGCUGUUUCGAGAGAGAACUGAUUAUGCACGAAUUAUCGAAGCUGAGAGUUGAAGUAGAACUUCUACGAAUAGAUGUUCAACGUAUUGAAUAUUCGACUGGUAAAGUUAGAAGUCCAACCAAAGUGAGACAGCGUUCCGUUACUUUCGAAGCUGAGUGUUCUGGUAUUGACGAUGUGCUUUCAACUAUGAACAGAGUCAAAAGUACACAAUCCAUAUCUUCUGAUGGUGAAUAUGCAGAUGCAUGUGAAGAAUGGGAUAACGAUACAAUCACUGUUCCAUGUUUAUACGACCCCUCUCGACGAUCAAUUACAAUUCCUAAAAUAUCUUUCGCUGAUGUAGAUCUUCUCUUUGGAACAGAUGAUGUUGCCAAGGCCUAUGAUAACCUCAAGAAGUCUCCCCUCUAUAUACAGCAUUAUGAUGGUGGUGAUAAAGGAAAUGCCGAACUUCUCUGGCGAUUGGCUAAAUCGUGCCACGAGGUAGCCUGCAGAACUAAUGAUAAGAAUAAGAAGAAGGAUCUCCUUUUUGAAGGAAGACAAUAUGGAGUUGAUGCUAUGACUGCCGAUGAGAACAACUUCUUAGCCGUUAAAUGGGCUGCUGUCAUGACUGGCCAAUGUACUGACUUUUUGGGAACGAAAGAAAAGAUAGAGCAAGGAGGAAAGUUCAAGGAAUAUUUGGAUAAAGCUCUGACUAUGGAUCCUAAGGAGUACUCACUUCUUCAUAUGAGAGGACGUUACUCUUUCUCUGUAGCUUCUCUUACAUGGCUUGAAAGAAAGGCUGCUUCUGUUUUAUACGGAACUCCACCAACUGCCACUUAUGACGAGGCUCUUAAAGAUUUCCUUGAUGCCUAUGAGCAGAAAUCAGACUGGAUUGAAAAUCUCGUUUACAUUGCUCGCUGCUAUAUGCAGAAACAAGAAAAGGCUAAUGCUAAGAAAUACCUGCUGUUGGCUAAAGAGCUCAAAGCAACAGAUGAUGCUGAGAUUGCUCUUCUCGACGAAGCUACCAAACUUCUUACCAAGUGCUAG
Molecule: messenger RNA, 1125 nt
Organism: Auanema sp. JU1783
Lineage: Eukaryota; Metazoa; Nematoda; Chromadorea; Rhabditida; Rhabditidae
Source: the annotation of a GenBank genome assembly